AUGGAUGAAUCAAUAAACAUACCUUCUUGGGCAGAUCAAUCGGGGAGCGAGCUGGUGCAAUCAUCCAAGCCUAAAGGUCCAGGGUCGCAAUGGAAAGCUCUCAACGUGGGACCUGACAUGAUACGCUCACUGCUACUACGAAAGUUCAAAAAUCCUACGCCGAUUCAACGAGCGAGUAUACCUGGAGCUUUGUCAACACCGCCUAGAGACAUCCUCGCGAUGGCUCGUACUGGAUCUGGCAAGACAUUAGGAUACUUGAUCCCGUUACUGGAACGUCUUGGAUCGACGCAUUCUCCAUCAACCAGUCCUCGGGCUCUGAUCAUGUGUCCGAGUAGAGAGCUAGCUAUGCAAAUUCUGACGGUUGGUAAAGAUCUGGCGAGAGGUAUGACCAAAGGAAAGGGGAAGGAAACUGAAAGUCCCAAGUGGGCUCUCAUCAUGGGAGGUGAGAGUAUGGAAGGUCAAUUUGAGAAGAUGUCAAAGAGCCCCGAUAUGUAA
Kwoniella botswanensis is the source of this 495-nucleotide messenger RNA. RefSeq lists its product as uncharacterized. Gene Ontology annotation, molecular function: nucleic acid binding; RNA helicase activity; ATP binding. The transcript is spliced from 2 exons. Lineage: Eukaryota; Fungi; Basidiomycota; Tremellomycetes; Tremellales; Cryptococcaceae. The record is from RefSeq and is a predicted model, not a curated record. Bases 1 to 495 code for a protein of 164 amino acids.